Molecule: messenger RNA, 430 nt
Organism: Coregonus clupeaformis (lake whitefish)
Lineage: Eukaryota; Metazoa; Chordata; Actinopteri; Salmoniformes; Salmonidae
Product: ladderlectin-like
Exons: 3
Molecular function (GO): signaling receptor activity
Source: RefSeq, a predicted model, not a curated record
ACCUGGAUUGGAGGAUAUGAUGCUGUUCAGGCAAAUGUGAUAAAGGACAGGCUGUGGUUCUGGAGUGACGGCUCCAAAUUUGAUCACCAGAGCUGGGCGAAAAAUGAGCCCAAUAACUAUAACGGUGCCAGAGAGCCAUGCAUUCAGAUGAACUUUGGAGGUGAACACCGCUGGAACGAUGAAUUAUGUGGAAAGAGCUAUCCCUCUGUGUGCUCCAUAAGAACCUGUUCAAUCCGUCAAACUAUCAACUGAAACCAAAUAUACUACUCCGUGGUGUCAGCAUCCUAACUUAAAAAUGUUCAUGGUCAAGUCAAAUACUUUGUGAAGAUUAUUUGUUGCUGUAAAAUGAACGUUUUAGUUACUUGUUGCAUACAUAAAUGUUGAGUAAUGAUUUUGUGGUUAGGUGUCAAUAAAACAGGUGUACACAUUA